Messenger RNA from Closterium sp. Naga37s-1, 1110 nucleotides. The record is from the annotation of a GenBank genome assembly. NCBI's taxonomy places the organism in Eukaryota, Viridiplantae, Streptophyta, Zygnematophyceae, Desmidiales, Closteriaceae.
AUGCCCACGCGCACGCGAGUGGGCGAGUGGGAGGCGCAUCGAGGUGAUUACGAGGGGAUGAAGGAGGAGGACGACGAAGCAGACGAGCCCGACGUGCCUUCCUUCCCCGCACUCGAGGCUGCCGUUGACGCCGCUAUUGCACGCCUGGGUGGAUCCGUGCUGCCGAAACUCAACUGGAGCUGCCCUAAGGUGAGUGCUGCGGCUGGUUUGGUUCUUACCUUUCAAUUCUUACUCAAUCCUUACUACGAGGGAAUGAAGGCGGAGGACGACGAAGCAGACGAGCCCGACGUGCCCUCCUUCCCCGCUCUCGAGGCUGCUGUUGACGCCGCUAUUGCGCGGCUGGGUGGAUUUGUGCUGCCGAAACUCAACUGGAGCUGCCCUAAGGUGAGUGCUGCGGCUGGUUUGGUUCUUACCUUUCAAUUCUUACUCAAUCCUUACUACGAGGGGAUGAAGGAGGAGGACGACGAAGCAGACGAGCCCGACGUGCCCUCCUUCCCCGCUCUCGAGGCUGCUGUUGACGCCGCUAUUGCGCGGCUGGGUGGAUUUGUGCUGCCGAAACUCAACUGGAGCUGCCCUAAGGACGUGGGGUGGCUGAGUGCAACGGGCACGCCCAAGUGCAGCAACGCCCAGGAGGUCUUUCUGCUUCUCAAGGCCUCCGACUCCCUCACCUACGACCUCUGCCAUGCCUUUGACAGUUGUGUUGACUCUUCUGCAACUGACGAUUCUUCGAAAGUGGAACCACCUGCCAAUGGUUCCGAGCCUGCCAGUGACAGGAGCAAUGGCGGAGCAAGUGUGGCGGCUACAGAAGCAGAUGGAAAGCAGCAGGAGCGUAACCACGAUGGUGAAAUGAAUGGUGGUGCUGAGGCACGGCAAGAGCAGCAGGUGGAUGAGGUGGAGCAGCACGAGUGUGGGCAGCAGAGCCGUCCGUCUGAGUUUGUGCUCGCCUUGCGCAAGUGGUUUGACCUCCGGCCAGAAAUGGAGUUUCGCUGCUUUGUCAAGGCACGUCGACUCAUUGGAAUUAGUCAGAGGGAGAUCACUUCCUUCUACCCAUUUCUAGUUGAUUCUCAUGAAAACCUCAAGCUCCAAAUAUUGUGUUUGCCUCUGUGUUGA